AUGGCAACUGAUAUUCUUUUCCAAUCACCAACAGUGAUUACCGGCGACGAAUCCGCCGAGCCGUUUGUGGCCGAUGUGUUGGUUUCAGGCGGCCUAAUUGCCAAGAUCGGGGCUUCGGGUUCAAUUGAUGUUUCCUCAACAACUCGACAAAUCGACGCAAAGGGUCACAUCCUGUCUCCCGGGUUUAUCGAUAUGCAUGCCCAUUCCGAUCUCUACCUUCUCACACAUCCGGAGCACGAAGCAAAAAUCACCCAAGGCUGCACGACCGAAGUUGUUGGCCAGGACGGCAUCUCAUACUCCCCAAUCCGAAAUGUCAAUCAGCUUCAGGCGAUUCGAGAACAAAUUGCAGGCUGGAACGGUAAUCCCACAGACGAAGAAUGUCGCACGACACUCAGCGGAGUUGGCAUGUUUGAAUGGAAGACUGUGGGAGAGUAUCUGGAUUGUUUAGAGCGUAAUAAGACGGCUACGAAUGUCGCCACGUUGGUGCCUCAAGGCAAUUUGAGAUUGCUCGCAUGUGGCCCAUAUGAUACGCCUGCAUCACCCGAGGAAAUUCAAGAUCAGAUCCAACUCAUGCGAGAGGCAAUGGACCAGGGCGCCGUCGGCAUGUCCAGUGGCCUCACUUACACGCCUGGCAUGUACGCUUCAACGUCAGAGUUGGCAUCUCUCUGCGAGGCACUGGCAAAGGAAUUUCCGGGUGCAUUUUAUGCGCCUCAUCACCGCAGUUAUGGGUUCCAGGCGAUCGAAAGCUAUGCUGAAAUGCUAGGACUGGGCGAGUCGACAGGCUGCCCUAUUCAUCUCACGCAUGCCACCAUGAACUUUUCUGAAAACAAGGGCAAAGCGCCAAUACUCAUAUCCAUGAUUGACAAGUCACUCGAAAAGGGUAUCGAUGUGACACUCGAUACUUACCCCUACCUCCCAGGCUGCACAACUCUAGCUGCCUUGCUACCCAGCUGGGCCUCUGCAGGCGGACCAGCCGAAACCCUCAAGAGGCUGGAAGACGCAGAGACCAGAGAAAAGAUUCGUGUGGCUGUCGAAGUGACUGGGUGUGACGGCGGCCACGGAAUUCCGACAAACUGGGACGAGAUUCAAGUUGGUGCUACGGGCGAGCCAUCUCUAGCAUCAUAUUCCGGCCGCAGAGUGGCGGAGAUUGCCAAAUCAGCGGGAAAGCCAUCCAUCGAGGUGUUUUUUGAGCUCUUGCAAAAAGACAAGCUGGCAACUAGCAUCAUUAUGCAUGUAGGCAACGAAGAGAACGUCCAGCUGAUUAUGCAGCAUCGGGUGCACAUGGCGGGCAGUGAUGCGAUUUUACACGGCAAGACGCUUCACCCGCGUGCUUAUGGAACAUUCCCUCGUUAUCUCGGCCACUAUUCGCGCGAUCUGUCGCUUAUUCCUCUACCUGCCAUGAUUGCGCAUCUCACCUCUCGCCCAGCCAAGCGUCUCUCAGUCUAUCCGUUCCGUGGUCUUGUCGCCGAAGGGUCGGCUGCUGACCUUGUUCUUUUCGAUCCGGAGGCCGUCAAAGAUAUGGCAACGUAUGAGGAGCCCAAGCUGCCGAGCAAAGGUAUCAGAUUCGUCUUGGUGAAUGGUCAGGUGGCUCUGGACGAGGGCAAGAUGACGGGCGCACGAGGUGGUAAGACGCUGAGGAGAUGGAAGGAUGGAAAGGUGAAAGCCAGGGACGAGUGA
This is a messenger RNA of Trichoderma harzianum CBS 226.95, 1677 nucleotides long. RefSeq lists its product as hypothetical. Bases 1 to 1677 code for a protein of 558 amino acids. NCBI's taxonomy places the organism in Eukaryota, Fungi, Ascomycota, Sordariomycetes, Hypocreales, Hypocreaceae. Gene Ontology annotation, molecular function: hydrolase activity, acting on carbon-nitrogen (but not peptide) bonds, in linear amides. The transcript is spliced from 5 exons. The record is from RefSeq and is a predicted model, not a curated record.